AAAAACAGCAAAAUUACCCAUUUUAUCCUUCAAAUAAAUAAAAAGUUAUAAGAAAACAAAAACAAAAAUUGGAGUCUUUCUCAUUGUCGACACAUCUUCUCUCUUUAUAUAAACAAAUCUCACAAACCCCAAAAAUUCAUCAAACCCUUUCUUCACCACAUUAUUUUCACUGAGCGCAUAACAUUUUUGAGACAAGAGACUCUCUCUCUCUCUCUUCUCUCUUUCUCUCCCCCUCUCUCCGGCGAUGGUUGUUGCUAUGGACCAACGCACCAAUGUGAACGGAGAUCCCGGCGCCGGAGACCGGAAGAAAGAAGAAAGGUUUGAUCCGAGUGCACAACCACCGUUCAAGAUCGGAGAUAUAAGGGCGGCGAUUCCUAAGCACUGUUGGGUUAAGAGUCCUUUGAGAUCAAUGAGUUACGUCGUCAGAGACAUUAUCGCCGUCGCGGCUUUGGCCAUCGCUGCCGUGUAUGUUGAUAGCUGGUUCCUUUGGCCUCUUUAUUGGGCCGCCCAAGGAACACUUUUCUGGGCCAUCUUUGUUCUCGGCCACGACUGUGGACAUGGGAGUUUCUCAGACAUUCCUCUACUGAAUAGUGUGGUUGGUCACAUUCUUCAUUCUUUCAUCCUCGUUCCUUACCAUGGUUGGAGAAUAAGCCACCGGACACACCACCAGAACCAUGGCCAUGUUGAAAACGACGAGUCAUGGGUUCCGUUACCAGAAAGGGUGUACAAGAAAUUGCCCCACAGUACUCGGAUGCUCAGAUACACUGUCCCUCUCCCCAUGCUCGCAUAUCCUCUCUAUUUGUGCUACAGAAGUCCUGGAAAAGAAGGAUCACAUUUUAACCCAUACAGUAGUUUAUUUGCUCCAAGCGAGAGAAAGCUUAUUGCAACUUCAACUACUUGUUGGUCCAUAAUGUUCGUCAGUCUUAUCGCUCUAUCUUUCGUCUUCGGUCCACUCGCGGUUCUUAAAGUCUACGGUGUACCGUACAUUAUCUUUGUGAUGUGGUUGGAUGCUGUCACGUAUUUGCAUCAUCAUGGUCACGAUGAGAAGUUGCCUUGGUAUAGAGGCAAGGAAUGGAGUUAUCUACGUGGAGGAUUAACAACAAUUGAUAGAGAUUACGGAAUCUUUAACAACAUUCAUCACGACAUUGGAACUCACGUGAUCCAUCAUCUCUUCCCACAAAUCCCUCACUAUCACUUGGUCGACGCCACGAAAGCAGCUAAACAUGUGUUGGGAAGAUACUACAGAGAACCAAAGACGUCAGGAGCAAUACCGAUCCACUUGGUGGAGAGUUUGGUCGCAAGUAUUAAGAAAGAUCAUUACGUCAGCGACACUGGUGAUAUUGUCUUCUACGAGACAGAUCCAGAUCUCUACGUUUACGCUUCUGACAAAUCUAAAAUCAAUUAAUCUCCAUUUGUUUAGCUCUAUUAGGAAUAAACCAGCCCACUUUUAAAAUUUUUAUUUCUUGUUGUUUUUAAGUUAAAAGUGUACUCGUGAAACUCUUUUUUUUUUCUUUUUUUUUUAUUAAUGUAUUUACAUUACAAGGCGUAAAGUUUUGUUAUUUCUCUUUUCUUCUUUUAGUUACCAUCAAAAAGAUUUCAAUACUUUUGGUUCAGACAAAAGAAAAAGACAGUUCCACUGAAAGUACGACAAAAUGCACGCCGCUUAUG
Messenger RNA from Arabidopsis thaliana (thale cress), 1668 nucleotides. RefSeq names its product fatty acid desaturase 3 (gene FAD3). Lineage: Eukaryota; Viridiplantae; Streptophyta; Magnoliopsida; Brassicales; Brassicaceae. Gene Ontology annotation, cellular component: endoplasmic reticulum membrane. The record is from RefSeq and is marked reviewed. The transcript has 8 exons. Gene Ontology annotation, biological process: unsaturated fatty acid biosynthetic process; lipid metabolic process. Gene Ontology annotation, molecular function: acyl-lipid omega-3 desaturase (cytochrome b5) activity; oxidoreductase activity, acting on paired donors, with oxidation of a pair of donors resulting in the reduction of molecular oxygen to two molecules of water; oxidoreductase activity. Bases 245 to 1405 code for a protein of 386 amino acids.